UAUGCGCUGACCAGCCUCCAUCGCCAUUGCAGGUCCAGGGAGUCGGUGAAGUGGCAGUCGGUAAUUAGCCAGGGAAACACCUUAACCGAGCGCUGACGGGACGAAUGAGAAGCACCAUCACACCGACAACACGCUUUACGGAAGGUUUAGACACAUUUGAGAAGUGGGCUUUAGAGUAGAUGCUCCCUGGCUGUCCGGCUAGGACCUGUGAGAAGCAGCCUUUAGUUUGUUAGCAGUAGAAGAAACCGGAGGAGGGUGACAGGAGGAACCGCCAUGGCUCAGAUCCUGCCGAUUCGCUUUCAGGAGCACCUGCAGCUCCAGAAUUUGGGAAUCAAUCCGGCCAACAUCGGCUUCAGCACCCUGACCAUGGAGUCGGACAAAUUCAUCUGUGUCCGCGAGAAAGUGGGGGAGCAGGCUCAGGUUGUGAUCAUCGACAUGGCUGACCCCAACACUCCGAUCAGGAGGCCCAUCUCAGCUGACAGCGCCAUUAUGAACCCCGCUAGCAAGGUCAUCGCUCUUAAAGACGCGGCCAAAACCCUUCAGAUCUUUAACAUUGAGAUGAAGAGCAAGAUGAAGGCGCACACCAUGACGGACGACGUGACUUUCUGGAAGUGGAUCUCUCUGAACACUGUCGCACUUGUGACCGACACCGCUGUCUACCACUGGAGCAUGGAGGGGGACUCUCAGCCUAUCAAAGUCUUUGACCGCCACUCCAGCCUGGCAGGCUGCCAGAUCAUCAAUUACCGCACUGACGCCAAGCAGAAAUGGCUCCUUCUUAUUGGCAUCUCCGCUCAGCAAAAUCGGGUGGUGGGAGCCAUGCAGCUCUACUCUGUGGACAGAAAGGUUUCUCAGCCCAUCGAAGGCCACGCUGCCAGCUUCGCCCAGUUUAAGAUCGACGGAAACGCAGAGGAAUCCACUCUCUUCUGCUUUGCUGUCAGAGGCACGGCUGGAGGAAAGCUACACAUCAUUGAGGUGGGAACCCCACCAACUGGUAAUCAGCCAUUUGCAAAGAAAGCUGUGGAUGUCUUCUUUCCUCCCGAAGCACAGAAUGACUUUCCCGUGGCCAUGCAGAUAAGUUCUAAGAACAACGUGGUUUUCCUCAUAACCAAAUAUGGCUACAUCCACCUGUACGACCUGGAGACGGGAACCUGCAUCUACAUGAACCGCAUCAGUGGAGAGACCAUCUUUGUCACCGCUCCACAUGAGGCUACUUCGGGCAUCAUUGGGGUCAACAGAAAGGGACAGGUGCUGUCUGUUUGCGUGGAAGAAGAAAAUAUCAUUCCAUACAUCACCAAUGUGCUGCAGAAUCCAGACCUUGCUCUCCGCUUAGCUGUCCGCAACAACCUGGCAGGAGGGGAAGAGCUCUUUGCACGCAAGUUCAACAACCUCUUUGCUGCUGGCAACUACUCUGAGGCUGCCAAAGUUGCUGCUAAUGCACCAAAGGGAAUCCUGCGCACUCCCGACACCAUUCGUCGCUUCCAGGGCGUUCCAACUCAGCCGGGCCAGACCUCUCCCUUGCUGCAGUACUUUGGUAUCCUGUUGGACCAGGGCCAGCUCAACAAGUUUGAGUCCCUGGAGCUUUGCAGACCCGUCCUCCAGCAGGGGCGAAAGCAGCUUCUGGAGAAGUGGCUGAAGGAAGACAAGUUGGAGUGUUCAGAGGAACUGGGUGAUCUGGUGAAGGCAGUGGAUCCCACCUUGGCCCUCAGUGUGUAUCUGCGGGCAAAUGUCCCCAACAAGGUCAUUCAGUGCUUUGCAGAGACUGGUCAGUUCCCCAAAAUCGUCCUGUAUGCCAAGAAGGUCGGCUACACCCCGGACUGGAUCUUUCUGCUCAGGAAUGUGAUGCGCAUUAACCCAGAACAAGGUCUGCAGUUUGCACAGAUGCUGGUCCAGGAUGAAGAGCCCUUAGCAGACAUCACACAGAUUGUGGACGUGUUCAUGGAGUACAACUUGAUCCAGCAGUGCACCUCUUUCCUCCUCGAUGCCUUAAAGAACAACAGACCUUCAGAAGGGCCGCUGCAAACUCGCCUCUUGGAGAUGAACCUCAUGCACGCCCCACAGGUUGCUGACGCAAUCCUGGGUAACCAGAUGUUCACACACUAUGACCGUGCCCACAUUGCCCAGCUGUGUGAGAAGGCUGGCCUUCUUCAGAGGGCACUGGAGCACUACACAGACCUGUACGACAUCAAGCGUGCCGUGGUGCACACACACCUUCUCAACCCAGAGUGGCUGGUGAACUUCUUUGGCUCGUUGUCAGUGGAGGAUUCAAUGGAGUGCCUCAGGGCCAUGCUCUCGGCUAACAUCCGCCAGAACCUGCAGAUCUGUGUCCAGGUGGCCUCCAAGUACCACGAACAACUCUCCACAGCGUCUCUCACCGAACUCUUCGAGUCCUUCAAGAGCUUUGAAGGUUUGUUCUACUUCCUGGGCUCCAUUGUGAACUUCAGUCAGGAUGCUGAAGUCCACUUCAAGUACAUUCAAGCUGCCUGCAAGACGGGCCAAAUCAAAGAGGUGGAGAGGAUCUGCAGAGAGAGCAACUGCUACGACCCUGAGCGGGUCAAGAACUUUCUAAAGGAAGCCAAACUCACCGACCAGCUGCCCCUCAUCAUAGUCUGUGACCGUUUUGAUUUCGUCCAUGACCUGGUCCUUUACCUGUACAGGAACAACCUGCAAAAGUACAUUGAGAUUUACGUUCAGAAGGUGAAUCCUAGCCGUCUGCCGGUCGUUGUUGGCGGUCUCCUGGAUGUGGACUGCUCCGAGGAUGUCAUCAAGAGUCUGAUCUUGGUCGUCAGAGGACAGUUCUCCACUGAUGAACUGGUUGCAGAGGUGGAAAAGAGGAACAGACUGAAGCUGCUGCUGCCCUGGCUGGAGUCCCGUAUCCAUGAAGGCUGUGAAGAGCCCGCCACCCACAACGCCCUGGCAAAGAUAUACAUCGACAGCAACAACAACCCUGAACGCUUCCUGCGGGAGAACCCCUACUAUGACAGCCGCGUGGUGGGGAAGUACUGCGAGAAGAGGGACCCUCACUUGGCCUGCGUGUCUUAUGAGCGAGGCCAGUGUGACCAGGAGCUAAUCAACGUUUGCAAUGAGAACUCCCUGUUCAAGAGCUUGUCUCGCUACCUGGUGCGACGCAAAGACGCUGAUCUGUGGGCCACCGUGUUAAUUGAGAGCAACCCCUACAGACGGCCACUCAUUGACCAGGUGGUACAAACAGCUCUGUCAGAAACCCAGGACCCUGAGGAGGUCUCAGUCACCGUCAAAGCUUUCAUGACUGCCGACUUGCCCAAUGAGCUCAUUGAGCUGCUGGAGAAAAUUGUGCUGGACAAUUCCGUCUUCAGUGAACACAGAAAUCUGCAGAACCUGCUGAUCCUGACUGCAAUCAAAGCUGACCACACACGUGUGAUGGAAUACAUUAGCAGGCUGGACAACUACGACGCCCCUGAUAUCGCCAACAUCGCCAUCAGCAAUGAGCUCUUUGAGGAGGCCUUUGCCAUCUUUAAGAAGUUUGACGUCAACACCUCUGCUGUGCAGGUGCUCAUUGAGCACAUCAGCAACCUGGACCGGGCCUAUGAGUUUGCAGAACGCUGCAAUGAGCCCGCUGUGUGGAGCCAGCUGGCCAAGGCUCAGCUACAGAAGGAGCUGGUUAAAGAGGCGAUUGACUCCUACAUCAAAGCUGAUGACCCGUCUGCGUACAUGGAGGUGGUCCAGGCAGCCGACAAGAGUGGAAACUGGGAGGACCUCGUCAAGUUCCUUCAGAUGGCUCGCAAGAAGGCCCGUGAGUCCUACGUGGAGACCGAGCUGAUCUUUGCUUUGGCUAAAACCAAUCGCCUGGCCGAACUUGAGGAGUUCAUUAACGGACCCAACAACGCUCACAUCCAGCAGGUUGGUGACCGUUGCUAUGACGAGAAAAUGUACGAAGCAGCCAAACUGCUUUACAACAACGUCUCCAACUUCGGCCGCCUGGCCUCCACUCUGGUGCAUCUGGGCGAGUAUCAAGCUGCCGUGGACGGAGCCCGCAAGGCCAACAGCACCCGCACCUGGAAGGAGGUGUGCUUCGCCUGCGUGGACGGCCAGGAGUUCAGGCUGGCCCAGAUGUGUGGCCUCCACAUCGUGGUGCACGCCGACGAGCUGGAGGAGCUGAUCAACUAUUACCAAGAUCGCGGCUACUUUGAGGAGUUGAUCACCAUGCUGGAGGCUGCCCUGGGCCUGGAGCGCGCUCACAUGGGCAUGUUCACAGAGCUGGCCAUCCUUUACUCAAAGUUCAAACCCCAGAAGAUGAGGGAGCAUCUGGAGCUGUUCUGGUCCAGAGUCAACAUCCCCAAGGUUCUGAGAGCAGCCGAGCAGGCUCAUCUGUGGGCAGAGCUGGUCUUCCUCUAUGACAAGUACGAGGAGUUUGAUAACGCCAUCAUCACCAUGAUGAAUCACCCGACAGACGCCUGGAAGGAGGGCCAGUUCAAAGACAUCAUCACCAAAGUGGCCAAUGUGGAGCUGUACUACAAAGCCACCCAGUUCUACCUGGAGUUCAAGCCUUUGUUACUGAAUGAUUUGCUGAUGGUGCUCUCCCCUAGACUGGAUCACUCGCGUGCGGUCAACUACUUCACUAAGGUGAAACAGCUGCCUCUGGUCAAACCGUACCUACGCUCAGUACAGAACCACAACAACAAAUCGGUCAACGAAGCACUUAACAACCUCUUCAUCACAGAGGAGGACUAUCAGGCACUGAGGACGUCGAUAGAUGCCUACGACAACUUUGACAACAUCUCGCUGGCCCAGCGCCUGGAGAAGCACGAGCUGAUUGAGUUCAGAAGAAUCGCUGCCUACCUCUUCAAAGGCAACAACCGCUGGAAACAGAGCGUGGAGCUGUGCAAGAAGGACAAGCUCUACAAGGAUGCCAUGCAGUAUGCAUCAGAGUCCAAAGACGUAGAGCUGGCAGAGGAGCUGCUGUCCUGGUUCCUACAGGAAAACAAGAGGGAGUGUUUCACUGCCUGCCUCUUCACCUGCUACGACCUGCUGCGGCCUGAUGUGGUGCUGGAGACCGCCUGGAGGCACAACAUCAUGGACUUUUCUAUGCCGUACUUCAUUCAGGUCAUGAGGGAGUAUCUCUCCAAGGUGGAAGCAGUUAAAGAGCAGGUAGACAAGCUUGAAACGUCAGAAUCCCUAAGAAAAGAAGAGGAGCAAGCAACAGAGACACAACCCAUCGUCUACGGAACGCCUCAGCUGAUGCUGACAGCAGGUCCCAGCGUCCCCGUGGCCCCGCAGCAGGCGUAUGGCUACGGCUAUCAGGCGCCUGCAGGCUACGUUCAACCAGCAGCUCAGCCAGGAUUUGGCUACGGCAUGUGAAGACCCUGCCUCUCCCAUCUGUCCACAUCCAGGCUCCAUCCAUCUCCCACAGUCCUUCACCACACCUGUACUGUCGUCUCUCUGCCUUCGACUAGGAGCGGGGAGAUGAUGCUGACAAAACUUUUUCUUUUCCUUUUUUAAACUGUCAUGAAGGACUUGAGUUUUAUUUCAGUUGUCAAAAGGAUUAAAUCAAAGAAUUUUCUCACAUUCCGUAUUGAUUAGAUUAAUUUUCUUGUAUUUCACUUGAAUGGGAAAUGGUUAAUGUACAAUAGGUGAGCUUGUUGGGAGAGCCAGCGCUCUUCUCAGAUUAAGGUCUGUUGUUAAGCAUCUGAUUUGCACUCUAGUGAGAAGAAUUGUAGAACCUGUUUCCUGUCCAUGUGCGAGCAGCUUCAUUUUUUUUAUUUUUUUUUGGUCCGACUGUACAAUGCGUUGAAUUGUAGUAUAUUCAGACACCAAAACCGCUACUGUGUUCUCUCUUUGCAACAUCAGACUGCUGCUUUCACGACCAUAAUCCUGAAACACUACGUUUUACUAGUCACGGUCCCACGCCUCACUCUUCAGGGCUGUUGGUUGAAGAAAAUCGAAAAACUAUUUUACAUAUGUACGGGAAAGUCUGGUUCUUUCCGGCAAAGCCUAUGCAGAAAUCUCCAAACUCGGUUCUUGUUUUUCUUCAUAACACAUGUCCAUGUGCUUUACACACUGCUUUAACACGGGACCAUUCUGCCUCAGGAGGGACUGCAGACCUGUGUGUGUGUAUGUGUGAGAGUGACACGCUCCUGUUCCACUCUGGUUUGCAUCAGUCUGGUCACUGUUACUGAGUGUGCAGGAGAGAUUGGGUUUCUCCACACUCUCUUCUUGUGUCCUGUUGUGGGUUGCAUUUAAUGUGUUCAGUUGACCUACUCAUCCAAAUCUGAAACCAUGUCUCAACAUGUUGGGGUGUUGACGUUUUUACUAAAGGCUUGCUUGUAUACAGAAAAAUCAAUCAUUAACUCCUUAUAUUCUUAUCUAAAUUACCUUAAAUUUAAAUUGUGCACUUACGAUACUUGAUUGUGCAUAAUCAGGAUCAUAAUGAAACAGCAGUUUUGUUUCCACUUAAAAGAAUAAAAUAAAGGCUUCUUGUUUGUCAA
This is a messenger RNA of Fundulus heteroclitus (mummichog), 6461 nucleotides long. RefSeq names its product clathrin, heavy chain a (Hc) (gene cltca). Bases 274 to 5334 code for a protein of 1686 amino acids. Lineage: Eukaryota; Metazoa; Chordata; Actinopteri; Cyprinodontiformes; Fundulidae. The record is from RefSeq and is a predicted model, not a curated record. Gene Ontology annotation, molecular function: clathrin light chain binding; structural molecule activity. Gene Ontology annotation, biological process: receptor-mediated endocytosis; intracellular protein transport; mitotic cell cycle. Gene Ontology annotation, cellular component: clathrin complex; spindle; extracellular exosome. The transcript is spliced from 32 exons.